AACGCGCUGCAAUUUAAGAAAACAUGCAAAUUGAAAAAACACCAGCAAUUUAAGAAAACAUCAUCAGUUUGACGACAACAUGGGCUGCAAAUCCUCACAACACAUGCAAAUGAAGAAACGCGCUGCAAAUAGCACGGACCACAACGGAAAUGUUUCAAGGGGACCCAACAAAGUGACGGACCCGGCUGGGAUUUGCUUAUUGUGCUGUGGCUAUUGGUCAGUGGAGUUGUCGGUGAAGCGAAAGAUCAAAAUGUAUUGCCCUUUCUGUGGCAUCCAAUGGCCGACUUUGCCAAGAUUUUGCAGUUCAUGUGGGCGAGAUGUAAGCUUUGUCGUAGAGAAUGCCCCUAGAACGGCAGAGGCAGGCCUAAUCCAUAAAUAUUUCUCAGAGGGCCACACAUAUGAAGUGAUCCUUGAUUUUCUUGGAACAAUGCAUAACAUUUUCAUGAGUCUGAGCACCUUAAAGAGAAGACUAAGGAAUGCAGGCCUAACCAGGAGGACAGACUAUACUCCCAUUGACACUGUGAAUGCAGCUAUAACACAUGAACUGACAGGCUCAGGUCAGCUUUUAGGUUACAGAGCUCUGUGGCAGACAUUGCGACAGAAGUAUUUCUUGACAGUUAAAAGGGAUGAUGUAAUGCAUGCAAUUCAUAGACUGAACCCAUCUGGAGUUCAGCUUCGCCAUAGACACAGGUUUGUCCGAAGAGCAUACUUUACAGCAGGACCAAACCAAGUGUGGCAUGUCGAUGGGUAUGAUAAGCUCAAAACAUUUGGUGUUGCCAUCAGUGGCUGCAUUGAUGGGUUUUCUAGGAAAGUGAUGUGGCUCAGAAGUGGCAGCUCUAAUAAAGACCCAGGGAUAAUUGCUUACCAUUACCUGCAGUGUGUAUCAGAGUUUGGAGUUCCAGCACGCCUUCGCACAGACUGUGGGACAGAAAAUGGCACUAUGGCAGCCAUUCACUGUGCAUUAAGAGCACAGCAUACAGAUGACUUUGCAGGAGCCCUCAGUCACAUGUAUGGCACUUCAACUGCAAAUCAGCGAAUCGAAAGUCGGUGGUCCUUUUUCAGAAAGCAAAGGACUCAGUUCUGGAUUGAUCUCUUCAGUGACCUGAGAGAGAGGCACCUUUUCAAUGGCAGCCAUGAGCAUAAGUGCCUUCUACGGUAUGUUUUCUUGAGCAUCGUGCAGAAAGACCUUGAUGAGUACAGAGAACUUUGGAAUAACCACACCAUCCGACCUGUUCGUCAGUCGUCUUGCCAUUCUGGUAAACCAGAAGCCAUGUAUCACCUGCCUCACAGGUUUGAUGCAAGGGACUGUGGAUUCCCAGUGUCACAGGAAUUUAUUCAAGAGUUUGAGGGCAUUCGGCCACCACAGCGCAGUCUUUGUGGUGAUAGUAAUCUCCAAGUUCAUUUUUCGGACUUGCAGAGACAGACAGUCAUUUAA
Sinocyclocheilus grahami is the source of this 1435-nucleotide messenger RNA. RefSeq lists its product as uncharacterized. NCBI's taxonomy places the organism in Eukaryota, Metazoa, Chordata, Actinopteri, Cypriniformes, Cyprinidae. The transcript has 6 exons. Gene Ontology annotation, molecular function: nucleic acid binding. The coding region runs from base 80 to 1435 and encodes 451 amino acids. The record is from RefSeq and is a predicted model, not a curated record.